UUAUCAGAUCUGUUAUACGCGUACGUUUGUUUGCGGUGAAUUUACAUACCGGUAGCCUAAAUUUUCAUUCCUGCUACCGGUCCGUUCACUAUUCCGUAUAAAUAAAGACGUGACACCGAAUCGACGGCUUGUGUGAAAGUAUAUAUCGCCUCAGCAGGAAGUGCGUGGUGGGUCAGAUCGUCGGUCUAACACUUUCCGCAGUGCUGGCUAGGAAACAGAAGCAGCAGUGUCACAUCCUAAAGUGCCAUUCGGAAAUAAUGUUGUUUCGAUUUGCGCUGCCGCUAAUUUUCUGCAUAAGUGCGAUAACUGCAGCCACCAUUGAUGAUAAGUUGCAGACGAACUCGGCUUUACGCGCGGAAAUAUCAAACUCGAACAACACUGUUGCGAAUGAAGACGAUAAAGGAUUUUGGGAAUGGCUGGCUGGUGUGGUGGCACCGAGGCCACCAACAGUUCCUGACUCACCGCAGACAGAUGAGAAAUGCGUGAAAUGCACUUGUGGUUUAACAAACAAGCACAAUCGCAUUGUGGGUGGUAACGAAACGCUGGUCAAUCAGUAUCCCUGGAUGGCGAUGCUGUUGUACAGAAACCAAUUCUACUGCGGCGGAACGGUGAUAAAUUCGCGAUACGUGUUAACGGCUUCCCACUGCAUCGAUAGAUUCGACGUGAACAAAUUGAGCGUUCGCAUAUUGGAACACGAUUGGAACACCACCAGCGAGGCCGACACGCAGGAGUACAAAGUCGAGAAAACUAUCAAGCACAGCGGUUACUCCACCACCAAUUACAACAAUGACAUUGCGCUUAUCAAGCUGGCGCACCCGAUCAAGUUUCAGGGCUCGAUGCGGCCCGCCUGCCUUCCGGAUCGAGUAAAAACCUUCGCGGGCGAGAAAGGCAUAGUCACCGGAUGGGGUGCCGUGAAGGAGGGCGGAUCGGUGUCGCCCAGUUUACUGGAAGUCGACGUGCCUAUUCUCUCGAACGCCGAAUGCCGCAACACGAAGUAUCCGUCGCGCAGAAUAACGGACAACAUGAUGUGCGCUGGUUAUCAGAAAGGCGGCAAGGAUUCUUGUCAAGGAGACAGCGGUGGUCCAUUGCAUGUGGAGCAGAAUGGCUCUCACCAGGUCGUUGGAGUGGUGUCCUGGGGCGAAGGAUGCGCGCAACCAGGAUACCCUGGAGUUUAUGCCAGGGUGAAUCGAUUUCUCACAUGGAUCACGUACAACACGCAAGACGGUUGUUUUUGUUGACGCAUGUCAUUUAUCUAUAGAUUGACAUAUAUAUAUAUUUAUUUUUAUUUAUCAACAUUUAUCUGAUAUUACGAAAACGCUCGAUGCAAAUUGCAGAAGCAGCCAAUGUAUGGCUAUCUGCCAUACAUUGACUUUAAAUAUCGUAAUAUUCAACUGAAGAUACAUAGUCAACACGUAAUGACCUAAAAUUACGUAUUUUUACGUAAGUUUCAAUUACAUAUUUUUCUUACUAUCAGGUAUCAGUUACGUAUUUUUCUUACUAUCUUUCUGCUUAUCGCAAGCAGAAAAAUUAUCCAAUUAUCUUUCACAUGUAAUGAGGGAGGAGUCAUAUAAAGAACGUUACAUUUUUAUAUAAUAAUAGUUAAUUAGUGUGUCUGCAAUAUUUAUAUAAUACAUCCGCAAUACAUUUGUGCCAUAAGAUUCUAAAGUCCCAUUGCUCAAGAACUUAUUACACAUACGAGACAAUUAUUUAAGAAAUAUUUAUUUUUCAUUUUUGCUAUAUGUAUUUUAUGAUUGUACGUUAAUACUAUCGUUAUUAGUUAUGUCGAUUUUGAUACUUUACGAGUGUACACCGCUAUGCACCAUGUAAAGUGCGAUUCCGCAAACGUUUUAUAUUAUGUACACGAGUUUUGUAUAUACGAUCAUUGAAAAUUAAGGCACGUGCAUCGCUCACCACAUCGAUCGGUGCUCGUAACAUGCGAUGUACAUAGAGGAAGAAAGCCGCGAGGCUUUCUCUGUCCCUUUCAAUUGGGCGACUUGGUAUUUCGUGAAAACUCACGUACAUGCUCGUUUGUAACAUUGUCUGCGUCGAUCAAUUAUCGCGCCACAAAACGUGUACGCUCAUUUUCUUAUUUAAAUACGAUAUGUAAUAAAUACGAUAAACGUGUUUUAGACAA
Ooceraea biroi (clonal raider ant) is the source of this 2134-nucleotide messenger RNA. RefSeq names its product trypsin-1. Gene Ontology annotation, molecular function: serine-type endopeptidase activity. Gene Ontology annotation, biological process: proteolysis. The record is from RefSeq and is a predicted model, not a curated record. NCBI's taxonomy places the organism in Eukaryota, Metazoa, Arthropoda, Insecta, Hymenoptera, Formicidae.